AACUAAUUAUCCUGGAACCCAACACCUGCAAUCCUACUCACCAGUAUCCUUCCGGAGUUCAGACGUCCUGGUCAUACUAAUAUUCUAUCCCGGAGACAGCUCGUCUUGUCCUAGUAAUACUAUAUAUCGAAGCUAAUUCGGUGUUAUUCCUAAAUAUACUCUGUAUUCCAGAGAUAAUUCGUUCUGGUCCUAUUGAUACUGUAUCCUGGAGAUAUUUCGUAUUGGAUCUUUCGUUCGAAUCAAAAAACCAUCCAUUGAACAUUAGCAGUUUUAUUUUGCACAAUCUUCACAAGAUUUCCAUCAACUAAACUAUUCUAUGACCUUCUCUUAACUUAAACAUGAUUAGUGAACAACCCUUAGACAUGAGCAGACCAUCCUCAGAUAUUAAGCCCUACCUGGAGCAGAGUUCUGAACCCAACCCGGAGGAAACUUCUCCUCCUCCCCUCACUAAACUGAACCUAGUGAAACCGAAAACUGUAUCUUCUCCGAAAGAUUUCUUUGCUAAACUAUACGGUCCUGAUGAAAGUAAAUCUGGGAACCCAACUGCAGCUCCUGUUGUCAGCUCUAUUCUAACAAAUAUGUCUUCAAACCUAGGUUUCUCUCCCUACCUUUCUCACUACCCAGAUCCAACCCUGUUCAGGUUCGAUUCUCUACCUCUACCCGGUGGCCUAGCUGCUUUCCUAGCGCGGCGUCAGCGAAAAGAUGCGCGUCAGCGUCGUCAGCGCACAACAUUCAGCCAGGAGCAGACUCUAGCAUUGGAAAUAGAAUAUCAGAGGAACGAGUAUAUCAGUAGACCAAG
Messenger RNA from Eurytemora carolleeae, 799 nucleotides. Its product is annotated as homeobox protein rough. The transcript has 2 exons. Lineage: Eukaryota; Metazoa; Arthropoda; Copepoda; Calanoida; Temoridae. The annotation marks the transcript as partial. Gene Ontology annotation, molecular function: DNA binding. The record is from RefSeq and is a predicted model, not a curated record.